Messenger RNA from Eucalyptus grandis, 633 nucleotides. Its product is annotated as AP2-like ethylene-responsive transcription factor At1g79700. The record is from RefSeq and is a predicted model, not a curated record. The transcript has 5 exons. NCBI's taxonomy places the organism in Eukaryota, Viridiplantae, Streptophyta, Magnoliopsida, Myrtales, Myrtaceae. Gene Ontology annotation, molecular function: DNA-binding transcription factor activity; DNA binding. Bases 1 to 633 code for a protein of 210 amino acids. Gene Ontology annotation, biological process: regulation of DNA-templated transcription.
AUGGACUUGGCAUUCUGGACAAGCAAGAGCACGGACAGGAAGAGACCCGCCAGGAAGAGGGGCAAAAGAGAACUGAAGCAAGCGAGAGAAAUGGAAAUGGUGAUGGUGAAAACCGAGGAGAAUGUGCGGAGGCGCCGAGUCUGCAUGGCGGCCGACGGUGAGGCGCUGCAGCCCCGCUGCAUGAAGAGGCGUCGGAGGGACCCGGCUUCUAUGGUCCUGCUCAGUUGUGGCAACGACGGCCAGGCUCAGCAGCCACUGCAGGGCGACCAGAUGUCUUCAGCUGCCGCCGUGAAGAGGAGCUCAAGGUUUCGCGGCGUGAGCAGGCAUAGAUGGACCGGUAGAUAUGAAGCUCACCUGUGGGAUAAGCUCUCCUGGAACGUGACCCAGAGAAAAAAAGGAAAGCAGGUUUACCUCGGUGCUUAUGAUGAAGAAGAAGCCGCCGCGAGAGCAUACGACUUAGCCGCGCUCAAGUACUGGGGGACAUCAACUUUCACCAAUUUCCCGAUAUCAGAUUAUGAGAAGGAGAUAGAGAUAAUGGACAGUAUGACAAAGGAGGAAUACCUAGCUUCAUUGAGAAGGAAAAGCAGUGGCUUCUCGAGAGGUGUAUCAAAGUACAGAGGAGUUGCCAGGUGA